GUGCGGCGCGAGCCGGGAAGCUCGGGGCGGGUGGAGCUGCAGCGGUCCGGGGGAAGGCGUGUGAGGCCCGGGCACGAGCGGGAGCGGGAGCGGGAGCAUGGCGCUGCGACUGCUGCAGAAGGCCGGGCGCGCGGCCGCAGCUGCUGCCAGAGCCGGAGCCGGAACCGGAGCGGGGCUCCUGCGCGACGUGAAGCUCUCUCUGGCAGUGGAUGUUUGCAAGAUUGGUUAUUGUUCUUCGGUUAAUCACAAAUAUACUCCCAGGAGGGCAGUGCUGUGUGUUCCUGGAAAUGAUGAAAAGAAAAUACAGAAAGUACCAUCACUCAAUGUAGACUGUGCAGUGUUAGACUGUGAAGAUGGUGUGGCUAUGAACAAAAAGGAGGAAGCAAGACUGAGAAUAGUGAAGACCCUGGAAGAGUUUGAUUUGGGCCCUACUGAAAAGUGUGUGAGGAUCAAUGCAGUCUCUAGUGGUCUUGCUGAGAAAGACUUGGAGGCUCUGCUGCAAUCUCAGGUCCUCCCUUCCAGCCUGAUGCUGCCAAAGGUUGAAAAUCCUGAAGAAAUACGAUGGUUUUCAGACAAAUUUUUAUUCCACUUAAAAGGCCGAACACUUGUAGAACCAAUGAAUUUGAUCCCUUUUGUGGAAACUGCCAUGGGUUUGCUCAAUUUUAAGGCUGUCUGUGAAGAAACAUUGAAGACUGGAUCUCGAGCUGGUCUUCAUCUAGAUGCAGUCGUUUUUGGAGGAGAGGAUUUCCGGGCUAGCAUAGGUGCAACAAGUAGUAAGGAAACUCAAGACAUUCUCUAUGCCCGGCAAAAGAUUAUCGUGGUAGCAAAAGCCUUUGGUCUACAAGCCAUAGAUCUGGUAUACAUCGACUUUCGAGAUGAAGAUGGACUCCGCAGACAGUCAAGAGAGGGAGCCAUCAUGGGCUUUACUGGUAAGCAGGUGAUCCACCCAAACCAAAUUACAGUGGUCCAAGAACAGUUUUCUCCAACGAGUGAAAAAAUUCAGUGGGCCAAAGAACUGAUUUCGGCUUUUAAGGAACAUCAACGAUUAGGAAAGGGAGCCUUUACUUUCCAUGGGAGUAUGAUAGACAUGCCAUUACUGAAGCAGGCACAGAACAUUGUUACGCUUGCCACAGCCAUCAAGAAAAAAUGAUCUGCUAAAAGAAACUCUCCCCAGGUGGGCGGAACAUAUACAGUGGGUUUCUUAAAGAGGGACUGUCACACUGGGGACUUGUUAGUAUGCCAGAUUGGAAUAUAAUUCCAUUUAGAGCUCAUGUUAGUUUUUAUUUUGGUUAAUAUACUGGAGCACUUCUCCCAGCUAUACCUUAUUGGAAAAAUGGGCUUUCUCCCCUUUGGCCCCAAAUUUAGGGUCUAACAGUUUUUUCCUACUAUGAUGUAUAAAGAGACUUACAAUUUCACUGGUCUGUCAAACCGAUGGGGGAAAAAAGGAUUUGAGAGGAUACUGAACGUUUAUUCAAUCAGAUACUUUCCAAUCACUCACUCUCACUCUGUCAAUAACUGUUGUUCACUUGCUAGAAUGAAAUCACAAGCUAUUCUGGGCCUGGGCCUUUUAUAAAAUGUUAGAUUAAAAGAAUGGCAUCUGCUUCAAAAAUAUGGGGGAAAAUAAUCGGGAUUCUGGGAAUGAGUACAUCACUUAAGAUUCUGCUUAUGAAAGUAUCUUUUUAAAAAUAAAUCUUCCAGGUUGGGUUCUAGAUUUCAUACAAAAAAAAUUUUAAAGUAUAUGUAUACAUGAAAGAGACAUUACCCUGUGUGAAUGUUUUGGGUCCUUACUUACAGAUAAUUAAAAAAUAAAUUCAAGAAAA
Molecule: messenger RNA, 1820 nt
Organism: Trichosurus vulpecula (common brushtail)
Lineage: Eukaryota; Metazoa; Chordata; Mammalia; Diprotodontia; Phalangeridae
Gene: CLYBL
Product: citramalyl-CoA lyase
Exons: 8
Coding region: 98-1150 (350 amino acids)
Biological process (GO): regulation of cobalamin catabolic process
Molecular function (GO): (S)-citramalyl-CoA lyase activity
Source: RefSeq, a predicted model, not a curated record